Prorocentrum cordatum is the source of this 1215-nucleotide messenger RNA. The record is from the annotation of a GenBank genome assembly. NCBI's taxonomy places the organism in Eukaryota, Dinophyceae, Prorocentrales, Prorocentraceae.
AUGGCGCGGGAGAGUCUGCGCGGGGUGGCUGGUGCCCGCUUCGCUGCAGACCGCCUGGUGCAGCGGCUGGCGCGCGAGCUGGCUGAGGCCCGGGGCGAGGCCGCAAGGCUCCGCGAGCUGCUCGAGGCGAAGGUCGACAGUGAGGGGGACCCCGAGGUGCUGCGGCGUGAGGCGAUCGCGAGGCCUGUCCUGGCGGCCCGCGUCGCCGGCAGACCCGAUGCCCCAGCAGCCAGGCGGCGGCGCAACGUGGCCUGGCACGCCGCUUCCUGCCCGCCGGCCGGAGCGGAGCCGGCCGCAUGGCGCAAGGCCGAGCGCGGGCCCCGCCUGGGAGCAGCUCCCAGGCCUGCUGGUGCUGCCCACGGCGGUGCCAGCCGUGAAGGGGCGGCGCGGCCGCCGCUGGAGAUACAGUUCGAGAUCUGCGUCGCCGAGCCCGCCGUGAAGCUCGGGCGACCAGCGGAGCCGAGGGCGAGCCUGCGGUCAUGCGCCCAGCCCUUCCGAUCGAGGCGCACGCCGCUGCGGAGCGGGGCCACGCCGUACGUGCCCUUCCGCCAGCUGAGCUGCGAGGAGACCGCCGAGGAGGUGCUCGCGGCUUUGGAUUUCUGGCCCCCGGCUCCCGUUGACAGGGCAGAGCCUGGCCCUCCCCGUGACGGGGCUUGGAAGGCAGACGUGGUGCAGGAGGGAGACGGCGCAGCUGCCCUCCAGGUGCCGUGUCGUGCCGAGAGGCCCCAGGUGGGCGGUGCUGCAGGCGCUGGAGCGCUGCCGCCGCCGCUGGAGCACCUGGGAGGCCCAACUCGAGAGCAGGGCGACAGCAGGCACGGCGAGGGCGAGAGCGCCGAGGGGAGCCAGGACAGCACGGUGUGCUCCGCGACCCUCUCUGCCACCACCGCCGAGCGCAACGAUGCUGUCACGCAGUACCUGCUAGACAACUAUGCUGCGCUCCUCCGAGGGGGAAUCGGAAGCGUCGAGCGCGAUGAGGACGUCGAAGGCUCCGUGGGCGGCGAUUGCAGUUCCUACGUCUCCUCCGUGUCAGGGGUCUUCAGGGACUACGGGCCUGUCCACGGCCAGUACCUCAUCGACGAGUUCUCCGACGGCAGCGAGCGCGCGGCCGAGUACGACCUCGAACGUGUCGCAUGGCUAGCCCAGGGCUCGCCGAGCUUCGCCGAGCAGUGCGCUCGGCUGGAGCGCAGCAGCCACUUCGGAGAUGAGUUCGAGUGA